Messenger RNA from Penicillium waksmanii, 927 nucleotides. RefSeq lists its product as uncharacterized. The coding region runs from base 1 to 927 and encodes 308 amino acids. The record is from RefSeq and is a predicted model, not a curated record. The transcript has a single exon. NCBI's taxonomy places the organism in Eukaryota, Fungi, Ascomycota, Eurotiomycetes, Eurotiales, Aspergillaceae.
AUGGGCCAAACCCCACUUGACCAACCUGCCAGUAUCGAUGAGUUGGUUCCCACCAUGUCCCAACUAGCACAGCGAAGAUUCGGCGCCGAAGAGGACGCCCAGACGAUUGACAACGAUAUUCCCGAGCCUUCCCAGGAUAUUCCGACCGGUAUAUCUGGCGAUACUGGAUCACUAUCUUCUCCAGGGGACCAAGAAUCGACAACCAAUGCACAUGAUACCUCCAUGAACAGUGGAAGAGGAUAUCCUGUUCUUGAACACUGGGCUGCCAGCCUCAAAGAUGGGUUCAAUGCCGGUGGACCAUCUGGGUUAGAGUGGGCGAUGGACUUUGAACGACGCAAGAAAGAGGCCAACCAAAAACACCGCAGUCGCCCUGUCCCCGACCAGAAAACAAAUGAGCCAUCAAGUCAACCACAAAGCUCUCAAGCUUCACAAAGACCGCAUCACAACCGUUUCGUCGCAGCCAAAGCCGCAUUGUCUGCCGACCGCCCUUUUGCCCCCGAGGUAACCUCCAAACCAGCCAUUGCUCUAUAUGACCCCAGGGCAUAUUUGAUGCGCCAUGAAAGUUCCAAGGCGUCCCAAAACCGGCCUCUGGAUGGAUCAAACAACAGACGUCAUCAUACGAGCCGUUUACCUUUUGAACGGAUUCCCGAUGGCCAUGAUCUCCACGAUAUCUGUUUAUCCGUGUCAACAGACUUGCCAUCGAUAUCCGACUCCUUUAAAAUUGCAACCUCGCUCGACUCUUAUAUUAAUGGUGGCAAAGAUGCUGAAGCUUUUAUUGACCCUGAAAUCAACACUCUAGUUCCCAUUUGGACAAAGCGGCUGCAAUCCAUCGUCGCUAGAGAGUACAAGGGGUCAGGCAGUCAACCCUGUUCUGAUCAAGCUCAUCUUGACGCCAUCAUCGCGAAGCAUCUGAAGCUCCACUACUAA